Molecule: messenger RNA, 2006 nt
Organism: Mycetomoellerius zeteki
Lineage: Eukaryota; Metazoa; Arthropoda; Insecta; Hymenoptera; Formicidae
Product: tRNA (uracil-5-)-methyltransferase homolog A
Biological process (GO): RNA processing
Molecular function (GO): RNA methyltransferase activity; RNA binding
Source: RefSeq, a predicted model, not a curated record
CAUAAAGCCCAUUCUACAAUUGCAUAAGCGUAGUUGAUAAAUAAGGACAUCUAUUGUACAGCUGCAGCCUAAAUGCACAGUGUAAACGUAGCCAGUAUCACCCAGUAUCAUCCAGCUUGGCUGCCGGACCAAUAAGAAAGAAAAAGAAGAAGAAGAUGCCUCUUGUUGAAAAGCUCCCCAUGUCAAUCUCUUCCACCAUGGACACAAAUGCUACGGACACCUCCAAUGUUAUCGAAAACGAGAAAAAUCCGUAUGCUUAUCUCGAUAGAGAUCAUUUCACUUCUGAGAAGUACAAGAUUGAAGUGCGCGGUUUACCAAAACAUUAUGGAAUUAGUGAAUUUAAAAAGCUUCUGAACGACAAACUAGAUUUGCAAUCAUGCAAAGUAAAACCACCCAGGAAAGGCAGCAGUUGGUUGUAUGUCUGUUUCAGAAGUGAGGAAUGUCGUCAACGAGCGAUAACCUCCAUAAAUGGAUUUUUGUGGAAAAACAACAAACUUACCGCACAGGUGGCUAAACCAGCUCCAGAUCCUUUUGUGAAAAGAAAAUUGGAAGAAGAGUCUAACAACAAACGUUUGAAAACUGACACAGAGGAUCCAAAUUGUUCCCCUAUGGAUAGAAUCAAAUUUAUCACUACUCCUUUGUGGAACAUGCAAUAUCCAGACCAAUUAGAAUUCAAGCAGAAGGAGAUGAAAUCUAUCCUAAUAAAAAUUGGUCAGCAAAUGCUUACAGAAAGUAAAACGUUGACAGAAUGGAUAAAUUCCCAAAAAAAAAUGUAUGAUGGAUUGCCAUGCAAACUACAAAAUAUUCUUUCAGCGGAUGUUACUGAAGCAUAUAGAAAUAAAUGCGAAUUUACAGUUGGUAAAGACAGCAAACAGAGCAAAAUUAUAAUUGGUUUCAGACUGUCAACUUAUGCUUCAGGUUCUACAGCAGUUGGACCUAUCGAUGAUCUUUGUCACAUUCCAGAAAAUAUGAAAGUUGCUAUAAAGAUAUUGGAAACAUUUAUACGUGAAUCAAACUUAGAACCUUUUAAUCCAGUUGAUCAUAGUGGAUAUUGGAGGCAAGUUACUGCUCGAACCACUCGUGCCAAUCAUCUGAUGUUGAUAGUAGGAAUACAUCCUCAGAACCUAAGUAGCAAUGAAUUAGACAUGUUAAAAUCACAGCUAAAAAUAUUUUUCGAAACUGGAAAAGGUGUCGAUGCACAUGUCACUUCAUUGUACUUUCAAACAAUAGAUAAGAAAAGUAUAGGCGGUGAAAGUAGCGAUACCUUGUAUCAUAUUAGUGGAACAGAAUAUAUAGAGGAAACGUUACUCGGAAUGAAGUUCCGAGUUUCACCUCAAGCAUUUUUUCAAGUCAAUACAUUAGGAGCAGAAGUCCUAUAUAAGGCGGCAAUAGAGCUUGCUGAACCCACGAUGGAUACAGCGCUACUUGAUGUAUGUUGCGGUACUGGAACUAUAGGUCUCUGCUUUUCGAAGUAUUGCGGUGAAGUAUUAGGAGUGGAAAUUAUUCCUGACGCUAUACGAGAUGCUAAGGAAAACGCUGUCAAGAAUGAAAUUAAGAAUUGCGAAUUUUUUGUUGGGAAGGCAGAAGACAUUUUGUUGCCUGUUAUUCAGAGGACAACGAAAUCCAGUAUCAUUGCCAUUGUGGACCCUCCACGAGCUGGCUUGCGUAAGUUACAUAUACAAAUAAUAUUCAUACCUUUGAUAUAAGGAAAUAGUAUAACUUACCUGUAUAUUGUUUUUCUAGAUCAAAAGGCUCUAUUGACAUUGCGUAAGUCAAAAAAGUUGAAUAGACUGGUGUACAUAUCGUGUGAUCCCCGUGCUGCCAUGAGAAAUUUAAUUGACUUAGCACGACCUAGUUCCAAACAAUAUCUUGGUGAACCCUUGGUACCAGUAAAGGCUGUUGCGGUUGACAUGUUUCCUCAUACUAAGCAUUGCGAAUUAAUAUUGUGCCUUGAAAGGUUAUCAAAGGCGACAAAAUGAAAUGAAUGUACCAUUAAAAAAACAGUA